AUGGAUCUUCGGCUUCUGCUGCUGCGUGUCUGGGCACAGCUUGGUAUUGCAAUCGUCAUGUGCUCCUUUCGAGAUAUCGAUCCUUUGGAUGCAGGCCAUCCCAAUUUUUCCCGGCAAUUUGCGAUUGCCGCCGCCCCCAUGCGGUCAAGGCAAACUGCAGCGGAAGCAGAUGGCCGCAAGACCACACAAGUUGUCAGUGCAGUGUUUGCCUUGUUAAUGAGUUCGUGGACAAAUUGGAAGGAUCUUGCUCUCAGAGUGGUUGUGAUUGACACGCUGGGUCACUUAAGCUUGGUGAUUCCGAAGGACCAAUUCUUGACCAACGCUGACGCGUUGCUUGAACACAUCAUUUCCCUUCUUUCCAAGCAGGGAUUAGCAUCUUCCGCGAGUCCUAUGCCACCCUUUGCACUUAUGCGAGGCACGUGCCUCACCUUGCAGGCUUGUGUAGAUGCAGAUCGGGAGCUGCUAACCAUUGAGAAGCUGAGUUGCAAGCAGUACUGGAACACGCUGCAGACGCUUUGGUCUGGACUCUUCAGUGCUGUCGUGGCUGGUGGGCCCUUGCAGUACCUCCAGGGCUUGGGCCAAGAAGCCUUGCAAAGCCAGGCGGAGCUUCUGCGAUGCAUGGAUGUCUUAGCUGAGAACUUUGGCAAGGAAAGCUUGAACUUCUUGUUGCAGAAGGUGAAGGGACACCGAGAGGAGCGCUUGGCAGCGCUACUGGUGCUGCGGCAACUGGCAGCUGGUCCUCUUGCUGGCACAAUAGUGGAAGGUGUGCAGCCGCUUCUUUCUGACUCAGACGCAGCAGUUGGUUUGAUGCUUGGAGAACUCCUGGUUGCAUCACCGACACUCUUGGAGGUUACUGGUGCAAGACAAGCUCAUGUCAACAAUCUCAUUGGUUUUGUUAUCCGCCUGACAGCUCGGGCUCAGGCCUCAGAAGGUGAACAUGCUUCAGGUUACAUCCCGAAGUUUGUGUCAAAGGGAUACUCUCACAAUGAUGCACCCAGUGCUGAAGAAGUGCGCAAAAGGGCGGGCUCUGUUCUUGGGCAGCUUGCUGGAGCUUCCAGGACCUCAACAAAUCUUGUCUUGUGGCCGCUAUUGUUGAAAGCCUUGAUCAAUCCCUCCAUGCUUUUGGGCUUGCCAGUGCUCUGCCGAUGCGUGACACAGAUGGUGCAGUCAGAGAGGGAUGCUGCGGAGCAGGGCGCAGUGUCCUCCGGAGGAAUCCGCGAAGCCAUUCAGAAAUUUGGACAGUCAGAAGUCCUUCUGCUUUGGAUGCUUAUUUGUGCGCACGCACCUACCGAACCACCUGGGAUUGGCAUCAGCAUCCUCCGCUGCCUUGAAUCCUUAGCUACUUUUCUUCAUCCGGUUCUCGGGCAGAUUUGGGAGGCUCCAUCAAAACGACUGCAGACAUUGUGCGGUCAUUUAGAGGCCCGUACUGAAAUAGCCUGUGCAUGGGCUUGUUUGAAAUGCCCUGGUGGCUUUUGGAAGUUUUUCAGAAGAGCCUUUGGACCGCAAUAUUAG
Messenger RNA from Cladocopium goreaui, 1512 nucleotides. NCBI's taxonomy places the organism in Eukaryota, Dinophyceae, Suessiales, Symbiodiniaceae. The record is from the annotation of a GenBank genome assembly.